AUGGCAGAAACCGCCCCAGCUGCUGCUGCCCCGCUGGCCAAAGCACCCAAGAAGAAGUCUGCAGCUAAAGCCAAGAAAGCAGGUCCAGGCGUCGGUGAUCUGAUCGUUAAAGCCGUGUCUGCGUCCAAGGAGAGGAGCGGCGUGUCUCUCGCAGCCCUGAAGAAAGCUCUCGCUGCCGGCGGCUACGACGUGGAGAAGAAGAACUCCCGCAUCAAGCUCGCCAUCAAGAGCCUGGUGACUAAAGGCACCCUGCUGCAGGUCAAAGGGACCGGCGCCUCCGGCUCCUUCAAGAUCAGCAAGAAACCAGCCGAGACCAAGAAGAAAGCUGCUUCUAAAGCCAAGAAGCCCGCGGCCAAGAAAGCGAAGAAAGCGGCUCCUAAAGCGAGGAAGCCCGCGGCUAAGAAACCUGCUGCUACCAAGAAGCCCAAGAGCGCAGCGGCAAAGAAGCCCGCCGCUAAGAAAUCGCCCAAGAAGGCCAAGAAACCCGCAGCCGCCGCUAAGAAAACGACGAAGAGCCCCAAGAAAGCAACGAAGCCCGCGGCGCCCAAGAAAGCAGCCAAGAGCCCCAAAAAGGCAGCCAAGAGCCCCAAAAAGGCCAAGACUGCCAAACCCAAGGCAGCAAAGCCUAAAGCUGCCAAGCCUAAAAGGGCAGCUCCCAAGAAGAAGUAAAA
Messenger RNA from Sinocyclocheilus anshuiensis, 671 nucleotides. RefSeq names its product histone H1-like. Lineage: Eukaryota; Metazoa; Chordata; Actinopteri; Cypriniformes; Cyprinidae. The record is from RefSeq and is a predicted model, not a curated record. The transcript has a single exon. Gene Ontology annotation, cellular component: nucleosome. Gene Ontology annotation, biological process: nucleosome assembly. The coding region runs from base 1 to 669 and encodes 222 amino acids. Gene Ontology annotation, molecular function: DNA binding; structural constituent of chromatin.